AUGGAAGGAAACAAUCCAUUCAACUCUCGCUGCCUUCAAGAGCUUCAGGCUAAUGGUCAAACUUACAAGUAUUACAGUCUCCCAUCUCUCAAUGACGCUCGUUUAGACAAACUCCCAUACUCCAUAAGAAUUCUCCUUGAAAGUGCAAUCCGCAAUUGUGAUGAAUUCUCGAUCAAGUCUUCUGACGUCGAAAACAUCUUGAACUGGGCAACUACAAGUCAAAUGGACAUUGAAAUUCCAUUCAAGCCUGCACGUGUUGUUUUGCAAGACUUCACUGGAGUCCCAGCUGUUGUUGAUCUUGCUGCUAUGCGUGAUGCAAUGCUAAGGAUGGGAAAUGACCCUCAGAAAAUCAACCCUCUGUGCCCUGCUGAUCUCGUAAUUGACCACUCAAUCCAAGCUGAUGUGGCAAGAUCUCCAGAUGCCCUCAGAAUGAACGAAGAAAUCGAGUUCAACAGAAACAAAGAACGCUUUGAGUUCUUAAAGUGGGGACAAAAUGCUUUCCAGAACUUCUUGAUUGUCCCUCCUGGAUCAGGGAUUGUCCACCAAGUCAACUUGGAAUAUCUUGCAAGAAUUAUUUUUAAUUCUAAUGGGUAUUUGUACCCAGACUCAGUUGUUGGAACUGAUAGUCAUACCACCAUGAUUAAUGGAGCUGGUGUUGUAGGUUGGGGUGUCGGAGGAAUUGAAGCAGAAGCAGUCAUGCUCGGCCAAGUAAUUUCAAUGGUUUUACCACAAGUUGUAGGAUUCAGACUUACUGGAAAUCUCCCACAAACAGCAACUGCAACAGAUUUAGUUUUGACAGCAACUAAAAUGCUCAGACAAAGAGGAGUUGUCGGAAAAUUCGUAGAAUUCUUCGGACCUGGUGUUGAAGGCUUAUCCAUUGCAGACAGAGCCACAAUAGCUAACAUGUCCCCUGAAUACGGUGCAACUAUGGGCUAUUUCCCUAUGGACCACAAGACUUUGGAUUAUUUAAGAUCAUCUGGAAGAACUGACGACCAAAUUGCAUAUAUUGAAGCUUAUUUAAGAGCCCAAGGCUUAUUCAGAGAUUUCAAUGGUCCUGAUCCUGAGUUUUCAGGCGCAGUUUUAGAGCUUGACUUAAGUACAGUUGUGCCUUGCGUUGCUGGACCUAAGAGACCACAUGAUAGAGUCCCAGUCUCAGACUUAAAGAACGAUUUCUUGACUGGACUUACAGGACUAGUGAAUUUCAAAGGAUUCGGAGUUCCAAAUCCAGAUGCAACAGCCACCUUUGAUUAUCAUGACCAACAGACCACCAUUAAGCACGGCUCAGUUGUGAUUGCAGCCAUCACCUCGUGUACAAACACCUCAAAUCCUGACGUUAUGCUUGCUGCUGGUUUAUUAGCUAGAAAUGCAGUUGCUAAAGGGCUAACAGUUUCCCCUCAUAUCAAGACUACUUUGUCUCCAGGCUCAGGAGUUGUUACUAGAUAUUUAGAGCUUGCAGGUGUUUUGCCACAUUUAACUCAGCUUGGUUUUGCUUUGGCAGGCUAUGGAUGUAUGACUUGUAUUGGAAACAGUGGAGAUCUUGACGAAAGCGUCCAAAAAGCAAUUCAAUCUGAAGACUUAGUAGCUGCAGCUGUUUUAUCAGGCAACAGAAACUUUGAAGGAAGAGUAAACCCAUUCACCAGAGCCAACUAUUUAGCUUCUCCUCCUCUUGUGGUCGCUUAUGCUUUGGCAGGAAGAGUUGAUAUUGAUUUCGAGACUGAGCCAUUAGGCACUUUUGAAGGCGCCCCUGUGUUCUUACGUGAUGUCUGGCCGACCCGUGAUGCUAUUGCUCAAACAGUUUCAGAAGUAAUUAAGCCAGAAAUGUAUAGAGAAGUUUAUACAAGAAUUGCCCAAGGCACCCCAUCAUGGAACUCUUUACAAGUUUCAGAAGGGUUUUUAUAUGAAUGGAAAGCAGAGUCCACUUAUAUCCACAACCCACCUUUCUUCCUAGGUCUAACAGCAGAUGUCCCAGCAAUCAAAGAUAUUACUGAUGCUUAUGUUCUUCUUAAGCUUGGAGACUCAAUUACCACUGACCAUAUUUCUCCAGCAGGAAACAUUUCUAAGAACUCCCCAGCUGCAAGAUAUUUGACAUCCAGAGGAGUCCAGCCUAGAGACUUCAACUCAUAUGGCUCCAGAAGAGGAAAUGAUGAAGUCAUGGCAAGAGGAACUUUUGCUAAUAUCAGACUUAUCAAUCAACUUGUUCAGAACCCAGGCCCUCAAACUGUGCAUUUCCCAACUGGCGAAACUAUUGAUAUUUUUGAUGCAAGCCAAAGAUACCAACAGGACGGGCAACAACUCAUUGUGAUUGCUGGAAAAGAAUAUGGUUCUGGGUCUUCUAGAGAUUGGGCUGCUAAAGGACCAUUCCUUUUAGGAAUUAAAGCAGUCAUUGCAGAAAGCUAUGAAAGAAUCCACAGAUCUAACUUAAUUGGCAUGGGAAUUUUACCACUGCAAUUCAAGCAAGGAGAAAGUGCAGCUACUUAUGGCCUGACUGGAACUGAGAGAUAUACAAUUGCUCUUGGAGGACAAGUUAAAGUGAACCAAAUGAUUGAAGUAACUACAAGUGAUGGAAAAAGAUUUGAAGUCAUGACAAGAAUUGACACUGAUGUAGAAGUGGAGUAUUUCAGACAUAACGGCAUUCUGAAUUACGUCUUAAGAAAGCUUAAUAAAGCAUAA
Molecule: messenger RNA, 2670 nt
Organism: Blepharisma stoltei
Lineage: Eukaryota; Ciliophora; Heterotrichea; Heterotrichida; Blepharismidae
Source: the annotation of a GenBank genome assembly